AAUUGAGUUUGGUAAGAAAUCAAACAAGAAAAAAAUGUCGAAAAUCGAGCACAAAUCGGUUCCCAUCAACGGGCUGCAGAUGCACGUGGCGGAGGUGGGGGAGGGGCCGCUCGUCCUCUUCAUCCACGGCUUCCCGGAGCUCUGGUACUCGUGGCGCCACCAGAUGCGGUUCGUGGCGGCGCACGGCUACCGCGCGGUGGCGCCGGACAUGCGGGGCUACGGCGACACCACGGGCGCGCCGCUCGAGGAGGCGUCGAAGUUCAGCAUAAUGCACCUGGUGGGGGACCUGAUCGCGCUGCUGGACGCGGUGGCGCCGAGCGAAGACAAGGUGUUUGUUGUUGGGCAUGACUGGGGCGCCUACGUGGCUUGGCACCUGGCCAUGUACAGGCCCGACAGAGUCAGGGCUUUGGUCAAUCUCAGCGUGCCGUUUAUCCCCAGGAACCCUGAGAUGAACCCCGUUGACUCGAUGAGGAAAUUGUAUGGUGAUGAUCACUACAUCUGCAGGUUUCAGGAACCUGGUGAUAUAGAAGCUGUGUUUGAGAAGGCUGGCACCAAGGAGGUUCUCAAGAACGUGUUUUCAUACCGCGAUUCUGCUCCAUUUUUCUUCCCUAAGGGCAAAGGAUUUAUCUACUCCUUUGAUAGAGCACCUUGGUUAACAGAGGAGGAUCUUGACUAUUAUGUCAGCAGAUUCGAGAAGACUGGUUUCACCGGAGGAGUGAAUUACUAUCGUGCGUUUGGCUUAAACUGGGAACUGAACGCGCCGUGGUCCGGAGCUGGAGUAACGGUGCCAGCAAAGUUUAUCACCGGGGAAUACGACCUCGUCUAUCACACUCACGGGACCAAAGAUUUCAUACACGGGGGCGGGUUCAAGAAAUUUGUGCCACUGUUGGAGGAUGUCGUCGUGCUCGAAGGUGCUGCUCACUUUGUCAAUCAAGAAAGGCCAGAUGAGAUCAAUGAACAUAUACUUGCUUUCAUCAAGCAGUUCUAAAACAAUCACUGAAAUUUCAUGAGUCUGGGCUUCAAGCUAAUGUAUAAAGCUUCUUCCUCUUCCCUUAAUAAAUGGAUGAAUAAAUGUAGCAUUUGUUGUUCAAGAGAGCUGAUGAUUUGGUGUGCCAUUGUAUAAAUGUGGUAUUCUAUUCCAA
Salvia hispanica is the source of this 1142-nucleotide messenger RNA. Its product is annotated as epoxide hydrolase 2-like. Gene Ontology annotation, molecular function: catalytic activity. NCBI's taxonomy places the organism in Eukaryota, Viridiplantae, Streptophyta, Magnoliopsida, Lamiales, Lamiaceae. The record is from RefSeq and is a predicted model, not a curated record.